CUCUCCAGCACCAUGUCACUCUUAGUGCAGUACUCUGAGUUGCCUAGGCAGCUGUCCUCCCAGAGUGGGACACCAGGCAGAGCCAGGGGCAUGUCUGCCUCCAGUGUUGGAAGUGGCUAUGGGGGAAGAGGCCUUGGCUUUGGAGGCAGCUAUGGGGGAGGUUUUUCUGCUGCUUCUGUGUUUGGUUCUAGUUCAGGCUUUGGUGGUGGCUCUGGAAGUUCCUGCGCAGGAGUGCUGGGCACUGCUUAUGGAGGAGGCCUGGGGAUUGGAUUUGGAGGAAGCCCAGGACGGGGCUCUCUAUGUAUUCUCUCUGGCAAUGAUGGAGGCCUUCUUUCCGGAUCAGAAAAGGAAACCAUGCAAAAUCUUAAUGACAGAUUGGCUUCCUACCUAGAUAAGGUUCAAGCUCUAGAAGAGGCUAAUACUGAGCUAGAAAACAAAAUUCAUGUGUGGUAUGAAACACGAGGAUCUCGGACUGAAGAUCCUGGGCUACAGAAUGAUUACAGUAAAUAUUAUCCACUGAUUGAAGACCUCAGGAAUAAGAUCAUCUCUGCCAGCACUGGAAAUGCCCAGCUCAUCUUACAGACCGACAAUGCAAGACUGGCUGCCGACGACUUUAGAAUGAAGUAUGAGAAUGAGCUUGCCCUGCACCAGAGCGUGGAGGCCGACAUCAAUGGCCUGCGCCGGGUGCUGGACGAGCUGACCCUGUCCAGAGCCGACCUGGAGAUGCAGAUCGAGAGCCUAGUGGGAGAGCAAGCCUACCUGAGGAAGAACCACGAGGAGGAGCUCCAAAGCUUCCAGUCUGACGGCCCCGCCCAGGUCAGUGUAGAAAUGAAUGCUGCCCCAGGAGUGGACCUCACCGGGCUCCUCAACAACAUGAGGGCACAGUAUGAAGCGAUCGCUGAGCAGCACCGUAAGGACGCGGAAGCCUGGUUCAUUGAAAAGAGCGGGGAGCUCAAGAAGGAGAUCAGCACCAACACUGAGCGGCUCCAGUCCAGCAAGAGCGAGAUCACUGACUUGAGACGCGUCUUUCAAAACCUGGAGAUGGAGCUCCAGUCCCACCUCGCCAUGAAGACGUCUCUGGAGGACUCCUUGGCCCGAACCGAGGGGGACUACUGCGGCCAGCUGUCCCAGGUGCAACAGCUCAUCCGCAGCCUGGAGGAGCAACUGCUCCAGGUGCGCAGGGACACAGAGUGCCAGGACGCCAGCCACCAGCGACUGCUGAACGUCAAGGCCAGCCUGGAGCUGGAGAUCGAGACCUACCGUGACCUGCUGGAUGGCGAAGCCCAAGGUGAUGGUGUGGAUGAAACUUCAUCUGUGACUGACUCCAAAUCUCAAGCACAGUCCACUGAUUCUGCUAAAGACCCUCCCAAACCCCAAAAAAUCAAUACAGUUAUCCAGACCGUGGUGAACGAGGAGAUGGUCUCAUCUCAAGUUCAGGAAUUUGAAGCACUAAUAUAACAUUUCACAAGAUCUGCCCCAUGAUUGCUUCCUUGGGCAUAAGAAAUUUACAAGAAGAAAUUAUUCCUUUCAGAGUAAGAUGCUAUAUUAGGUCAAGCUCUAUUUUUGUUUCAUUUUCUUUAGAUUCCUAUUCACGUUGAGUCCUUUCUGCUCUGCCGAAACAAUACUCAACUAUGAGUCAUUGUGGCCAUGUUGGUGUUCAUAACAAACCAAAAUUGCCUUAUCAAUUUCUGGACCUGGAGUAGUCUUUUAAUAAACUUUCUUCUAGUGACCUGGAACAUGUUCUUAAUCAUAGGGCUUUGAUCAAGUAGUACUGUCUUAAUAAAAUUAAUUUUAAAAGAUUAAUGGUAAUAGUGUGAAAUCUGUAUCUUCUUGAUUCCAGUAAUAAUGUCAAGGGCAUAGA
Messenger RNA from Myotis myotis, 1861 nucleotides. RefSeq names its product keratin 12 (gene KRT12). The transcript has 8 exons. The record is from RefSeq and is a predicted model, not a curated record. Gene Ontology annotation, molecular function: structural molecule activity. Bases 13 to 1458 code for a protein of 481 amino acids. NCBI's taxonomy places the organism in Eukaryota, Metazoa, Chordata, Mammalia, Chiroptera, Vespertilionidae.